AUGUCAUCUUCAACCCCACCAGCUGGAGCAGCCGUUGGAACCGGACCCCAGCCGGAGUCGACGUCAACCUCCGGGAAGCCAAGCCCGGGCCCGAAUCCGGCGCCUAGCAUCCCUAACCUCCUGGCCCGUAAACCAAAACUGGACGAGGCUCGCCGGCGCCGGCAACCCGAAGCCGGCAGUCUCCAACCCGUGCCGGAAACCCCGCCUCUACCUCCUCUACCAGACUUGUCAACUGUCAAAUUCCAGACACCCACUCGCCGCAUCCUCACUCCCCAAGAUCACAAGCUGUUCCUCGCCUCCCCAACUUACACGUUGGUGGUCUCCUUCAUCUUCCACCUCUCCGAAUCCGUAGCCGACAAACCCAUUUCAUCUGUCUCUGCUUCCACCGUCACACCCACCGUCCAAGCCCUCCUGGACAUCCUCACCGAGAUCGAAGAGCUCUGCCGUUCCACCCCCCCAGACGACACCACCGGCUCCCGCUUCGGCAACAAAACCUUCCGCACCUUUCUCGAUAAAGUCAAAUCCCGCACCCCUCACUUCCUCUCCCUCCUCAACCUCCCACCCCAACACGCCAACGACGCCAGCCCCGAACUCUCCACCUACCUCCACCACUCCUUCGGCAACGCAACAAGGAUAGACUACGGCUCCGGCCACGAGCUCAACUUCUUCCUCUUCCUCCUCUGCCUCCGCCUCCUCUCCCUCCUCCCAGAACCCACAUUUCCCUCCCUGGUCCUCCUCGUCUUCCCAAAGUACCUCGAGCUCAUGCGCCUCGUCCAGCUAACCUACUACCUCGAACCCGCCGGCUCCCACGGCGUCUGGGGCCUAGACGACUACCAAUUCCUCCCCUUCCUCUUUGGCGCCUCCCAGCUCCUCCACCACGACUUCCUCACCCCCAAAUCCAUCCACCAGACUUUGUCCCUCGAACAAUUCGGCCCGGAAUACCUCUACCACAACCAAGUAGCCUUUGUCAACUCGACCAAGACGGUCCAAGGGUUGAGGUGGCACUCCCCCAUGCUGGAUGACAUUUCUGCCGCGAAAUCCUGGACAAAGAUUGAGGGCGGGAUGAGAAAGAUGUUUGUGAAUGAGGUGCUGGGCAAGUUACCGGUGAUGCAGCACUUUUUGUUUGGGGGGUUGAUCCCGGCGACGGAGGAGAUGGGGAAGCUGGCUGAGGAGCAGCCUGAGUUGACAGAGGAGGAGAUUGAGAAUGGGAAGCUGGUGAUUUUUGAUGAUACAGAGGGCAAGAGGCAUGUGCAUCAGCAGGCGGUCGGGUGGGGGGAUUGCUGCGGAAUCAAGGUGCCGAGCUCGCUGGCGGCGGCGGAGGAGAUGAGGAAACGGGGGGUGAUGGGUGGGGGGCAGUUGAGGAGGAUACCUUUUGAUUAG
Molecule: messenger RNA, 1380 nt
Organism: Podospora anserina S mat+
Lineage: Eukaryota; Fungi; Ascomycota; Sordariomycetes; Sordariales; Podosporaceae
Exons: 1
Coding region: 1-1380 (459 amino acids)
Biological process (GO): mitotic spindle organization
Cellular component (GO): nucleus; cytoplasm; protein phosphatase type 2A complex
Molecular function (GO): protein tyrosine phosphatase activator activity; peptidyl-prolyl cis-trans isomerase activity
Source: RefSeq, a predicted model, not a curated record